This is a messenger RNA of Nezara viridula (southern green stink bug), 1415 nucleotides long. Lineage: Eukaryota; Metazoa; Arthropoda; Insecta; Hemiptera; Pentatomidae. The record is from the annotation of a GenBank genome assembly.
CUCCUCUCGUCUUAGCCAGUUUGUCGUCAUGUUUCGUUACGAAGUAAAGUUUGUGUUUAUAUUCAGUAUAUGGGGUUUCUGUUCUGGAGCUUUGCAGCUUUCUCCAGAUCUGAAUGAAACUGAGCGCUAUGUGAAUGACUCCUAUAUGGUAACUUGCUUUGGUGGAAAUGGCACUGGAGCGAAAUGGUUUGGGCCUGAAAAUGUACAGAUUCCAGUAGGAGCUGGGAGGAUACAUACUGAAGAAAGAUUCAACUAUGUAUCAUUAAUUUUCGAGUAUAUACUUAGAAAUGAUUCAGGAAGUUAUGUCUGUACCAAGGAUAAUGAUAAAGUAUCAUUCAAACUUACAGUUGUCAAGCCCAUCAAAUUUCUGCCAGGUUUAGAACACCAGCAUAUAGCUGUCGGCAGCAGCGACAAAGUUCUAUGUGAAGCUGAAGGAAUGCCUCAACCAUCUUUUAUGUGGCAUGUCAAUGGAUCUAUCGUGAAAGAUCGUCGAUAUACUACAUUACCUACUAGUCUUCAUAUCAUGAAUGUGACAAGAAACGACAGUGGAAUAUAUCUUUGUCGAGCCUAUCAAGUCACUGCGCGAACAAGCACAGUACUGGAUCUACUAAUCAAUGUUUCAGUUCACUACAAGCCUACUUGGAAACAUUGGCAAGACUGGUACGGGUACAUGGGAGGCACAGCAAAUCUCACCUGCGAAGUUGAAGCUGAACCACCCGCAGAAUUCGCUUGGAAGCAAAACAACCAAAGCAUCGAAGCAGCCAGAAUCAUCAAUGAACCUAAUCGAUCUGUCUUACAGGUGAAUGUUACUGAUGAAUCAGUAUUUGGAACAUAUGAAUGUAAAGCAUGGAAUAAUCUUGGCAGUAUUAAAAAAUCAGGAGAACUGUUUGAAGGCGUUAAGCCAGAACCUCCAUCAAGCAUCAGCAUUGAUUCAACCACAAAGGGUGUUGUUAAGUUGGUAGUCAAAUGGGAUAAUGAUGAUAAGGAGCGCCUGGGAACAAGAGUCGAAUAUCAGGAAUCCAAUCAACUUCCAGUUUCUUGGGAAAAUGCUAGUUUCGUGGAUUUUAUAGAUAAUGAUGGACCAUAUGAGCUGAAAUUUCUUCAAGCCAACAAAAAUUACGCACUCCGAGUCGCCACUUUGGGAGAUGCAGGAUUAAGUGAUUUUACCGAAGAAAUAACAUUGGCAACAAGUGCUGGAAUCCUUCUGUCAUGUAGUCAAAUGAUCACUUCUGUCUUUGUCGUACUUUCUAUAUUAAAUUAUCUUCUUCGUGUAUAAAAUUAAAAUUUUACCAAAAAGCAGCAUUGUUUAUUUUUAAAUUUUUUGGAAUAAGUAAAAAAAAUUUAUGGUUUAAUUAAACUUGGAAAUUCAACUGAAUUUGCUUCUCAGAGCAUCUAUCAUUAUUUAUUAUAGAGUA